AUUGGACUUGGCGUCAGUUGCUCACCACCCACAAAACGGAACGGAACAGAACGGAACGUCGCGUGAAGUGUAGUACACUUCGGCACUUUAUCACUAGCAAAAAAGCAAAACAUUCUAAACGCAAACGCGGCUGUGGAUACAGAUACAUUGCAAUCAUACUCUUUUUGCCCAUUUGCGUGCGCCACUCGAAUUGGGCCAAGUUAGAGACAUUUUCCAAGUUUGCAUUAUUGUAAUUAGGCUGUCCGACUGUCUGACGACUGGCUACAAUACAAAACGAAUAAAAAAUAAAACGCAGAAUAAUUGCGCUGGAAAUAUAAUGUGCGCGACUAAAAGCGCUAACGUAACGGCUAAAUAAUAGUAGAAAGUUUUUAUUGUUAUCUCUUCUUCUGAGCCGCAGCUGCCAAAAACCAAAUAACCAAAGCAAAAAGCGUUGAAGUUUUAGUUUUGCGUGUGAGGAGCACAAAAAAAGAAAUCCGUUUCGGCCGCAUCUCUAUAACAUUUAUGUGUUUUUGUGUGCUUAGCUUACAAAAUUGGCAACGUUUAGACGCCGCUCAGUCAACAAAUCCAAAUAAAUAAGAAACGGCAUUGGAACAAAAUACAAACAAAAACACCAAAAUGUCCGGCCCAAUGCCCGAAAUCAGCGAGGAGCAACGUGCGACGUUGGAGCAGUUUCGCAAGCAAAUGGACGAUGCUCUGGUGGGAACCCACGAUGACUAUUUCCUGGUGCGGUGGCUUAGAGCUCGAAAAUGGAAUCUGGAAGCGGCGGAGAAAAUGCUGAGAGCUAGCUUGAAGACCCGCGCCAUGUGGAAUGUGGACAACAUUGAGAAGUGGGAUCCGCCCAAGGCACUGCAGGAAUAUUUACCCUAUGGCCUCAUGGGCUACGACAACGAAGGAUCACCAGUGUUGGUUUGCCCCUUUGCCAACUUCGACAUGUGGGGCAUGAUGCACUGCGUAACGCGAUUCGAGUUCCAAAAGUACCUGGUAAUGCUGAUCGAGCGCUUCAUGAAGAUCGCCUACGAUCAGAGUUUGAAACACGGCUGGCGUGCCCGCCAGCUGGUCGUAUUUUUCGACAUGCAGGACGUGAAUCUGAAGCAGUACGCCUGGCGACCGGCGGCUGAGUGCGUGAUCUCCACGGUGAAACAGUACGAGGCUAACUUCCCGGAGCUGCUCAAGAUGUGCUACAUCAUCAAUGCGCCCAAACUCUUCUCGGUGGCCUUCAAUAUUGUGAAGAAGUUCCUCGACGAGAACACCACCAGCAAGAUCGUGAUCUACAAGUCCGGCGUAGAUCGGUGGCAGCAGCAGCUCUUCUCGCACGUCAACCGCAAGGCGUUCCCGAAGGCCUGGGGCGGCGAGAUGGUGGACCGAAACGGGGAUCCCCAGUGCAAGGCACUGAUGAUCUGGGGCGGCAAGCUGCCGGAGGAGCUGUACAUCGACCAGAGUAGCCAGCAAAGCGACAGGGACUUUGUGGAGACGCAGGUGCCCAAGGGCGACAAACUGAAGUUGCAAUUCAGGGUCGCCUUGGAGGAGCAGAAGAUCCUGUCCUGGGAGUUCCGCACCUUCGACUAUGACAUCAAGUUUGGCAUCUACAGCGUGGACGAGAAGACGGGCGAGAAGCGCAGCGAGGUGGCACUGGGAACAGUGUACUCCAACGAGAUGGACGAAGUAGGCUACAUCUCCACACGGCCCAACACCACUUACACGGUGGUCUUCGACAACUCCGCCAGCUAUCUGCGCAGCAAGAAGCUGCGUUAUUGGGUGGACCUGAUCUCCGACGAGGAGGAGGGCAUCUCCGAGCUGACCAGCCAAAUGGACAACACUCAGAUUGCGAGCCAGCAGUGAUGGGAAUGCAACACUCUGGGAGCCAAACCAAGCCAAAAACCAAUGGGAGUAGAUAGAUUAUUUAGAUAGACGACAACACAAACUAACCUCGGUGCAAUAAAGUCACAAAGUCACAUUUGCCAGGCACCUGGCGAAUCUGCAAUCGAACCAUGUGAUAGAAACAAAUUAGCAAAGGAACACAAACGUAUGACUCACAGCUACUUCAAUUAAUGUUAGUCUUUUUAUUACAUACCUAGCCGCCUUGUUUAGUUAACAAUUUGUAUUUUCGGAUGUGUAAUUCGUGUUUUCAUACCCAUGUAUUCAGGG
Molecule: messenger RNA, 2145 nt
Organism: Drosophila gunungcola (fruit fly)
Lineage: Eukaryota; Metazoa; Arthropoda; Insecta; Diptera; Drosophilidae
Product: SEC14-like protein 2
Exons: 6
Coding region: 616-1839 (407 amino acids)
Cellular component (GO): cytoplasm
Source: RefSeq, a predicted model, not a curated record